Molecule: messenger RNA, 3038 nt
Organism: Sarcophilus harrisii (Tasmanian devil)
Lineage: Eukaryota; Metazoa; Chordata; Mammalia; Dasyuromorphia; Dasyuridae
Gene: CEP55
Product: centrosomal protein 55
Exons: 10
Coding region: 830-2218 (462 amino acids)
Biological process (GO): mitotic cytokinesis; regulation of phosphatidylinositol 3-kinase/protein kinase B signal transduction
Source: RefSeq, a predicted model, not a curated record
UCCCCUCGGGGAGGGACUAUUUCUUUUCUCUCGGUUUGUCAAGGGGCGCAGCGCCCUCGGGCAGGGCAGGGCAGGGCAGCACACGCUAGAUCCUCAGUCAGAUUAAUUGAAUUGCAGCUAAUUACUGUGAUGGGAAUGAGGAUUUGGGGAGCCAGGCGAGGCCGAUAAGCAAGUUACUCGCUUUGGACCCUUCCGUUCCGCCUCCAUUUAGGAGAAACGGGGAGAAGGACGACAACGGUUACAAGUGGGUUAAAAAGCACAGCCUCGGGCUGCCUAUCACGAGGGUCCCGCGGUUCGGACAAUAACAGGCCAAGCCCCGGGGGCAGAAGCCGCAGCCGGCGAGGCCCGGGCUAGAACGGCACGGCCUGGGACUGGGGGAGGGAGGCUGCACCCCAGCCUCAUUCCACCCGCCGAGUCUACCUCGGGGCCCCUUCCGGGAGCCGGUCGACAGAAUGAGGGACUUCAACAGGUGUAAAAGGCGAAGCGGGAAGCCCUCGAGUCGGAACAGGGUGGGGCCGGCCGGGAGGAAGGACUGACGGCCCCACCCCGUUUCCAUCCCCACCACCUAUGUCCACGAGUUCAGGUCCCGCCCAUUGGCGCUCACAACCAAUACAAAGAGAUCUCCUUUAUCUCCGCCCCUUCUCUGCCGGAACCCCGCCCCGCAGGCAGUGACGUCGCGCCCAUCCCCCCUUCAGCCGCGGGAUUCAAAUUCCCGGAAGCUGUGGAGGGCUCGGCCGUGGAAGAGGGUGUACUACGUUGCCGUCUCAGGGUGAGGUAAAAGGGCCUGUAUGAUGAUGAAGCCUUCACUAAUCCCCUGAAUAUUCCAGAUAUGUCCUCCAGAAGCCCCAAAGAUUUCGUAAAAAGUAAAUGGGGAUUAAAGACUAGCACCUCCAAGUCUGAAACUGAAUUAGAGAAAUUCAAGAAAGAAAAUGCAGCCCUUAAAAAGUCUGUGGAAGAAAAUGCAAAUGGAAAAGGAAAGUUGGCAGAAAAAGAAAGACACAGACUUCUAGAGAAAAUACUUGCCCUUGAAACUGAAAAGGAGAAGAAUAGUUACCAUCUGGUAGAGAAGGAAAAAGAAAUACAGCGAUUAAAAGAACAACUGAAAUCUAGAAAUAGCACUGGGUCAUUACUGAAUCAAUUAGAAGAAAAAACCAAAGAGGCGGAAAGAAGAGAACAACUCUUGAAGUCUUUAUCAGAAGAGACCGACAUUUUGAAAAAGCAGCUGUCUGUAGCAACCACAAGACUGUCAGAACUUGAAAGCAAAGCCAGUACACUUCAUUUAUCACAGAACAUGGCUACAAGUUUCACUGAAUCCCCUGUGGUUAAUAUUCAUGCAGUGGAAAUACAGCUGAAAGACGCUCUGGAGAAGAACCAGCAGUGGCUAAUAUAUGAUCAGCAGCGAGAGGCUUAUGUGAGAGGACUUAUGGCAAAAAUCUUUGAAUUGGAACAGCAAUCAGAAGCAGCUGCUCAUUCACUCCAACAGCAAUCAAAAAAGAAUGACUCAGAAGGCUUUCUUCAAGAAGAGAAGCAAAAAUACUACAACCAUCUCUUGAUGAAUGUCAGAAAGGAUCUGGAGGCUGAACGACAAACUGUAACCCAGUUGAGUUUUGAACUUAAUGAAUUCCGAAGGAAAUAUGAAGAAAGCAAGAAAGAAAUUUUAGAUUUAAAUAACCUGUUGUCUUCUUUAAGAGAGGCUGAUGUACAACAUAUGGAAGAUAACAAAUACAAAACAGAGAAAAUACAAAAGUUAAAGAAAGAGAAUGAAAUUGUCAGAGAGAAACUUGAAGAAGAAAAAAAAAGAUCUGAGGAUCUGUUAUCUCAGGUCCAGUUUCUCUACACAUCUCUACUAAAGCAACAGGAGGAACACACAAGGGUGGCUUUAUUGGAACAACAGAUCCAAGCUUGUACUAUAGAUUUUGAGAAUGAAAAACUUGAUCGUCAGAACAUGCAGCAUCAAUUGCAUAAAGUUCUUAAGGAACUAAGAAGAGCAAGGGAACAAAUAACCCGAUUGGAACCUUUGAAACAACUCCAGGAAUAUGUCCACAUAGAGCCAUCUGACCUUUUCCCAGGAGAACAUGAGGAAAAAUUAAAAACUGAUUCACCAAAGCGCUCCAAUCUGUUAGAUGAGAGCUUCUUAGAGUGUCCUAAAUGUAAAGCACAGUACCCAACGAGUCAGCACAGAGAAUUGUUAGCUCAUAUUGAUUUCUGCGAAAACUAGCAAGGUAAUACUUGUAUUUAUGCAUCAAAGAUCCAAUACUGUAUCUUAUAUUAGCUUGUGGACAUUUUGAAUUCACAUAUCAGAGACCCAGUACUGUAUCUUACAUUAGCUUAUGGACAUUUUGAAUUCACGUUUCAUUUAAAAUUGUAGAAGAUGCUGCCUGCCUGCCUGCCUGCCUUUCAGAUUCCAGCUAAAGAAGUCAAUCAUUAUAUUUCUCUGGCUAUUUGCUAUUUUCCAUUGCAGUGAUAUUUCCCAGGGUUCAUGCAUCAUCUAGGCAUGUUAAAAAUGAUAAGACUUUUCUGAAUAUGUAUAUUGAGACUACUGACAUUUUGCACUAUAAAAUAUUCAUUUGGGAAGUAGAAAUGCAUAGAGAGUUCAGAUUAUUUUUAGUGCUCAUGCACCAAAUAUUUUAUGGUCAAUGGUGCAAUAAAAUAAACACUGGCAAGAACAUUGUAGAACAUCUGUAACAGUUAUAUAGGAAUGUUUUAUCUUUUGGUCCACGCUCUUAUAAACUAAAAUAAUGGUUUGCAAACACUGGUUUGCAUGUCCUUUAAAAAAAACUGCAGUGGAAUUUUUCAUUAUUUUUAUUUGAUAUUAUAGCGUAGUAUUGGAAAAGUCAGAAGUGACAUGUUUUGCUGCUUGCUGAUAUGCCUUAUAUAUCAGCAAUGUUCAGAGUGUAAAAAAGAUUGCCCAUGGAGACUAAAGUAACCAAUAAGCAGCUGCACAUGAUGUUUACAUUCAUAUUUACUGGAAAGUAUUUCAUCAAACUUUCAAUAGCAUAUGUUGGUCCACUGAAAAAUUAAAACUAAUUCUACCAAAA